CUCACGUUGCAUCCUGCUGACGUUGCUCGUGGAUUCUGCAUGGUUAAUGUUUUGAAAGCAGUUUGUUUGCUCUCAGAUGACAAGGACAGAGCCAGAGAUUACUGGAGUAACAUGGAAAACCGUGGAAUAUCAGUAAUUCUGUUCGACCUGGACAACACGCUUGUUGAUACAGCAGGAGCCGGUAAAGUGGCGAUUCACAAGGUCAGUGAACUGCUCAAGAACAAACUGGACCAUUCAAACAUCAGUGAUAUCUGUGAACGGUUUGUCUGUAAACUUUUUGAGGAAACAUUUGACCCCUCAGAAGACCAGACGAUAGACAAAGUUCGGAUAAAUCACUGGCACGAGGCCCUUCAGGAAGUAGAAGUUGUGGAUCCUGGCCAAGGUCUGGCCUCAGACUGCUACUACACAUGGAAGACCACACGUCUCCAGGCUCUAGCUUUAUCUCCUGAAGUGCUGGCCUUGCUGGAAGACCUCAGGUGCUCCUACAAGCUGCUGCUGCUGACCAAUGGUGACUCUCAGACCCAGAGGGAGAAGAUAGAGGCGCUGAGGUGUGAGGGACUGUUCAGUGCUGUUGUGGUGGGAGGAGAGCAUGCUGAGCAGAAACCAGCAUCCUCCAUUUUCACACACUGCUUUGAGCUGCUUGGGGUGAACCCACAGGACUGUAUCAUGGUGGGAGACUCUCUAGAUACAGAUAUCCAGGGUGGAUUUAAUGCAGGGGUUCGAGCUACAGUAUGGAUAAACAAGAGAGGAGGAUCCCCUCCAGAAAACACUGUGACUCCAGAUUACACCAUCCCAUCAGUGCUGGACCUGCCUGAAGUUUUGGAUAAUCUGAGAUAAUGUUUAUUAUGUAAGACUAUGGGGGUGACCCAUGUCUUAGUAAAAAAUCCCAGUUUAGGGCUUUCCUACAUUUGGAAUUUGAAGGGCUGUCCCAAUUCUCAGUUACCUCCUCAUGGCAUUAAUAAGUUUGGAGUUUUCAUGAUGCUGCAUAUUUUAAAUUCUCCUAUUGACCUCUAUUGCAGUAAGAAACAGAGACCCAUUUGACACACUGUUUUUAAAACAUCUAAAAAAUAAAGAUUUAAGUUUAAACUUAGUUUAAUCAAAUAAUUUUGUAUUUUUUGAUCAUCACAAAUGUACUUAAAUCCAUUUUUUAAAAGUCUUAUUACUUAAGUAAUCAUUGAAAUAACUAAUAGGUUAUCCAGUUACUAAAAGCACUGAUAAUAGUGGCAGCUAGUGAUGGCAAACUGAAGCUUUCCUUUAAACGGUGCUGGAAAAGUUCGUUGCUCAAAGCUUUUAAAACCAGUGAAUGAUGACACCUGGUGGUUAACAGCAUGAACAGCAGCUACUCUGUGAUGGGGGGGGUAGGGGGGAGUGUUUUAGUAUAAAAGUCCAAGUCUCUGUUCCGUAGUCAAUUAAACACUAAUAAUUCAUCUUACAUAAAAUAAGUCUGAAUUUCUGUUUAUUUCCCUGUUGUGAGACUAAUAAAGGAUUAUCUUAUAUCUUACAAAA
Messenger RNA from Colossoma macropomum (tambaqui), 1506 nucleotides. Its product is annotated as N-acetylneuraminic acid phosphatase. The transcript has 2 exons. NCBI's taxonomy places the organism in Eukaryota, Metazoa, Chordata, Actinopteri, Characiformes, Serrasalmidae. Gene Ontology annotation, molecular function: hydrolase activity. The record is from RefSeq and is a predicted model, not a curated record. Bases 40 to 837 code for a protein of 265 amino acids.